ACACAGCAUUACACAUUACAUAAUCUGAUGUUACAUGAGCAUCCACAUUCACUCUUGCUAACAAUGCAAGGUUGGGGUGGGGGGGGGGGGGGGGUUGGACUGUCAAGUACAUGUUUUCAUGGCCAACUCCUGACCAGUACAUGUGCCCCCACACACGUACCCACCACUGAGACACAGGGAGUGGGGUUGCAUAAACAGGUGCAGGGCUCAGCCGCUUCACGGUUAAGUAAGCAGGUUCAUCACACUUGUUGCUGACACUGGCGAACGCUGGCGGAUUAAACUGAGUCAGUCUGAGAGUCUUGUCCGUCUGCUUCCAGUCUCUCCGUGCACAUGUUCACCGCUUCCCUUUGAGCCCUGCUGCCCCGAGUUUUUCCUGUUUUUGGAAGGAGCCCCACGGCUUUUGUGAAGCUGCAAUGAGCCAGAAGGUUGUCCUCAUCACUGGCUGCUCCUCUGGCAUUGGCCUGGCGUUGGCAGUCCGCAUAGCCAAGGAUGAGAAGAAGAGGUUCAUGGUGUAUGCCACGAUGAGGAACCUGGCCAGGGGUGAGGCCUUGGUGGAGGCGGCUGGCAAGACUCUGGGCAGGACGCUGGAGAUCAAGCAGCUGGACGUGUGUGACGAGGAGUCCAUCAAGAAGUGUGUGGACAGCCUGCCCAUGCGCAAAGUUGACAUUCUCAUCAGCAAUGCUGGGAUGGGCCUGAUCGGACCAAUAGAGUGCCAGAGCAUAGAGGAGAUGGACAGGGUCAUGGACACCAACUUCUUUGGACUGGUUCGACUCCUCAAAGAAGUUCUGCCAGACAUGAAGAAGAGGAAGAAAGGCCAUAUUGUGGUCAUAAGCAGCGUUAUGGGCAUCCAAGGCAUUCUGUUCAAUGAUGUCUAUGCUGCCUCAAAAUUCGCUUGUGAGGGAUUCUGUGAGAGUCUCGCCGUCCAAGCAAUGAGAUUUAAUCUGAAUAUAUCGCUCAUUGAGCCGGGCCCAGUCAUCACAGAAUUUGAACGCAAGGUCUUCGAGGAAGGGAGCAAUUUAGACCUGUCCAAAGCAGACAAGGUGACAGCUGACAUGUUCACCAACAUCUACCUGAAGAACUAUGCGUCGAUCUUUGAGAGCUUGGGACAGACCCCUGAGGACAUAGCAGAGCACACACUCAAAAUCAUCACCAUGGACAACCCACCUUUCCGCCACCAGACAAACACCAUGUACACUCCCAUGACCACCCUGAAGUACGCCGACCCUGACGGUGACCUGCCCAUCGAUACCUUCUACAAGGCGGUGUUUGAGCACGACAAGGUGUUCAAUGCCAGCCUGAACUUCGUGAAGCUACUGCGCUGGAGGAGUCGCAAGAGCUUCUCUCUAGAGAAAGAGGAGAAUAAAUCAUAAUUGCUCCUUGGGUUACGCUUUUGGACUGGACCAGUGCUUAGUCGGAGGCCACCACCCUCCUCCCAACUUAAAGGACAAUUCCUGCCAAUUUCAACAUGCAGUUGUUUUGUUUAUGCUACACUUGACUUCUCAGUACCUCACAACACAGAUUUUUUUUUGCUCAGCCCUUUCCAAGAUCCUGACCUUUCUCAUGGGAGCAUGGUUUACAUUUUGUAUCAUGGGCAUUUCUCAAAGUCUAGUGUGCGUCCUUCGAAGUGUAUCAGCCUUCGUAAUCAUGCCCAGUGACUGGAUACUCUUUGGUGAACUCUGCGGAGUGACUAAUUAGGGUGCGACUGGGCGUGACUAAUUAGGCUGACACACUGCCAAGGCUCAUACACUUGACAUUGGGAAAUAGUGCAUGUCUUAAAAUACUCCAAAUAUCAUUCCUAAAGGCAUUGCUGUGUAAAGGUGUAACUUUUGAAUUGGGGGUAAUGACAAUUCAUGGGUAACAUGAGCAAUACUGUGUGUUCUCCUUUAAAGCAACAUGUAAUCUUCCACAAGACCAUUGAGGACACAGAGGUCAUGUCCUCUGUAUUUUUUUCCGUAAUGUAAAAUGUAUCUGUGAUGAAAAUCGAUAUAUGAUCAACAAAGAUAAAUUCUGUCUGUAUACACCACCCCCAUUUAUCCUCAAGGCAGUGAUUAAUGGAAACAAACUUAAGAGUUUGACUGAAGAGUUUGAAGCAUUCUAAAUGUACAGUAUGCAUGUACAGCACACAGUAUUUGACCUCGGUAUUUGAAAAUGUUUACGGCCCUGCUUGCUCAUGCUACUUUUACACAUCCAUUUACAGUAUAUCCACAGGAAGCUCUAUUUCAGAGGAUCUCCUUUCCAUUUGCUGAUGAAUAAUUUUCUAGAGAAGAAUGUAACUUUUUUCAGGUACUGUUUCACAUCUUGUGUUUCUCAACCAAAGAGGAAAUGAAAUGCGUAUGAAUGCAAAAGUAAACCACAGAGUACGAGGUGGUCAUGGACAGAAUCACCACCACCUACGUGAAAGUACUUUUCCUUCCUCCGAGAUCUUCUUUGAGUUAUUGUCUCAUGUCUGUUUUACCUCCGGUGUUCCUUCACUCCCCAAAAAUGUUUUAAAAAAUACAAACAAAUUAUUUGCUUUAACUUUUUUCGAGACAUAAUGUUGCAGUCCAUUGUAUUGUAUUCAGUAAAGAUUCUACACCAACCCGGGGUAAUGAAUGGUUAAGAUUUCAUGAGGGUCAACAAAGGUCUUGAUAGCAUUAGGAUAAUAAACAGCAGGGGGAGAAGCUUAUAACGUACACCUUCACGGCCAAGGCCUCUCUUCUCAGACGAAGGAUGAGUGUAAACCGAGCCCUUGUGUAAGGGUAUUAUCUUCAGCUUUAUAGUCUAAGACAGAGGUUCCCAAACUUAACCAUGGCAAGGCCCCCAAGUUACCAGUAGAUUCCAGCCAAGCCCCCUAACACCCCCUCACGGUCCUCCAGGGAUACC
Molecule: messenger RNA, 2862 nt
Organism: Engraulis encrasicolus (European anchovy)
Lineage: Eukaryota; Metazoa; Chordata; Actinopteri; Clupeiformes; Engraulidae
Exons: 6
Coding region: 414-1370 (318 amino acids)
Biological process (GO): estrogen biosynthetic process
Cellular component (GO): cytoplasm; cytosol
Molecular function (GO): estradiol 17-beta-dehydrogenase [NAD(P)+] activity
Source: RefSeq, a predicted model, not a curated record